GAUUAUUUUGGUUUGGUCGACAUUUCUUGUUGGCCGUAUCAAUAAAUAAGAAUUAAUUAGUUGUGAGAAAUAAGAAACCCCGUAAUAUAGUCAUAAUGUGUCAUUUUUUUGAAGUGAACUCCUUUGUGCAUUAUACUCUGUGAAAUUUUGGAUUUUUCAACAAUUGAAAGAUAAAAUGACAUAAUGUCAGGGGGCAACUCCAAGAGCAAGCGGUCGAAACGUCACGAGGGUUGGGAGGAGGCGGGGGGGGAGUUCUAUCAGGAACUGUACCCGGGGGGGGAGCAGGAGUUAUUCGAUAACUUGCAAAGGGCAGAUGCGGCUAAAUUGGCCACAUUGUUGCCGUCGAAACAGGCGCGAACGACGACAGUAAAACGCACAAGAUCCCAAAAUGAAAGGCGACAAUCAACAUUCGCCCGCACGAUGCAAAGCCGGGAUAUACACUUGUCCAUGUUACCGGAUUUGUCUGAAAACCUGUCGAACGAAGAACGUACUUGGGAAGAAAUUAUGCAGAUCAAAGCUAUGCCGGUACCGAUGCACCAAAAGCGAGACCUUAAGGCUAGGCUUCAGAAUGCAACAAAACUACGCCUACAAGGUUUCGAGCAACUUCAAUGGCGUCAAAGGAAAGUCUGGCAUCGAUUUAGGAUAAAUUUCGCCGAAAUAAUGGGAAAAUUGGAAUUAUGGCAAUCUGCAUUACGGGAAAUCGAGGGGAAAUUCGGUACAGGGGUUGUCGCGUAUUUCCUCUUCUUACGAUGGCUAUUUUUCCUAAACAUUGCCAUAUCUCUAUUCGUAAUUUUCUUCCUAAUUUUACCCAAAGUGUUGCUAGUCGAAAAUACCCUAAUUUGCACUGAAGAUUACAAUAAUUCGACCAUUUGUUGUUCUGAGGCGUAUUUUAGCAGAAAUGUGACGGGAAAUAAUGUGAUGUUAGAUUUAAUUCAGGGAACUGGGAGCAUGGAGAGAACUAUAUUGUUCUACGGGGUGUACAGUAAUCAGAUAUAUUCGUAUUUUUUAAGAAACUUGUGGGAAGCCAAAAUGUUCUAUAAUAUGCCGAUGGCAUAUAUUCUAGUGCCAAUAUCUUGGGCACUUUUUUCCUUAAUAGCUAUAGUGAAAACUGGGGCAAAGGGCUUCAAAGAAAGAUUAGUGGAGAGUGAAGGGCAGUUCUACAUGUAUUGUAAUCUAGUUUUCGGAGGCUGGGACUUCUGUAUUCACAAUGAAAAAUCUGCCAAAAUUAAGCACAAAGCCCUGUAUAAUGAAAUAAAAGGGUGCUUGGAGGAAGAAAGGUUCAACGAAGAGAAACAACUGCGUAGUAAAGAGAGCCAUAUCUUGAUGCAUUUACGACGCUUGCUAGUCAAUUUUCUAGUGCUCAUAAUAUUAGUUGCGUCCGGUAUUUUGAUAUAUUUUACGUUCAAUUAUUCCCUAGAUAUGCUAGACGAACAGAUAUCCCAAAGUGAGUUCGUUAAUAGAAGCGCGGAAAGGCUUACCCUAGGUCUGUAUAGGGAAAACUACACGUUUGGAAGGUUCCAGAACACUUUUCUGGAAUUUGUUCCGUAUCUAUGCAUAGUGGGGCUAAAUUUAAUAGUCCCAGAAAUAUUUGGACACCUCAUUAAGUAUGAAAACUACAAUCCCGCGCACGUAAUACUGAUAUCUUUGCUGAGAACCGUCUUGCUGCGAUUGUCUUCAUUCGCAGUAUUGCUCAGUCAGAUCUACAUACAAGUGACUGACCCGAAUCGAGUGACGUGCUCAGUAUUUACUGACGACAACCGUCUCGAAUGCUGGGAAACGUAUGUCGGUCAGCAAUUGUACAAACUGAUCCUCACAGAUUUUGCUGUGCAAUUUGUGAUGACGUUUUUCAUUAACUUCCCACGGUCGUUUAUAGCGCGGCAUUCGCAUAGCACUUGCUUAAAAAUUAUCGGGACUCAGGACUUCUAUCUGCCAAAGCAUGUGUUAGAUAUCGUGUACGUGCAGACUAUUAUAUGGAUGGGUGCGUUUUUCUGUCCGUUCCUACCAAUAAUGGGGACUAUUUUCUGCUUUUUAAUAUUCUAUGUGAAGAAAUUCGCGUGUUUAGUGAAUAGUACUCCCUCGCCCAUAGUGUAUAAAGCGUCAAAAUCCAAGUCACUUUUCAUGUCGGUUUUGCUACUAGGUUUCGUUAUAUCUAUAGCGCCAGUCGCGUAUUCUAUCGCGGAAUUAAUGCCCUCCAUAAACUGUGGACCCUUUAGAGGCUAUACAACGGUUUGGGAGUACGUAGUACUAACGUUUGAAACGUUUCCGAACGUUAUUCGAGAGACGAUAUUCCUUUUGGGCACGUCAACGUUCGCCGUACCGGCUUUCGCGGUUUUAUUAAUAUUUCUUUAUUAUUAUUGGGCAGUAGCGACAGCUAAUAGGCAUAUGGUGACAGUUUUGAAAAAUCAAUUGGUAUUAGAAGGUCACGAUAAACAGUUUUUGUUGAAUCGACUUAGCGCGUUUAUUCGGCAGCACCAAAAAAGAUGCGAUAGACGGAAUAGAGCUAGUUUUGCUGAUGACGAUUCUUCGAUACAAAAUAGUUCGCGGUAAAUGAAAACGGGUAACGCCAUCUGUUGGCAGCUUGUCAAAGUGACGUUGACAGUUCUUUCGCGCCAUUUUUUUUUGCUAUAAAACAUUGCCAUUUAAAAAAUAGUUACGAUAAAUCGAAGUUUAUGGUACUUUUUAAUUGCUGCUAGCGAAUUAAAUACAUUUUUUUAUUUGUCGCACAUAGUGGAGUUUAUAAAAAAAGUGUCAAAAAAGGCUGCCAAUAAAUUUGUAUGGAUUUUUGCUCAAAAUAAAUCACAUUUGUAAUUUGCCAUAUUAUAUGAGAUUCUGUCAACAUUGUAAAAAUUUGUGAAAUAUUAUUAUUCUCCAUAAAAAUGGAUUAUAUAAAUGUAAUGUAUUGUAAAUCUAUGACGUCACAUAAAAUUCGUAGUUAGUGUAUAAAUAUAUAGGUGCAAAAUAGAAAAAAAACAAUCACAAUAUAAACUAAAAUGCAAAAAAAAAAAAACAAUUUAUUUAACACCCAUCAAAUUUAAA
Colias croceus (clouded yellow) is the source of this 3036-nucleotide messenger RNA. Its product is annotated as transmembrane channel-like protein 7. The record is from RefSeq and is a predicted model, not a curated record. Gene Ontology annotation, cellular component: plasma membrane. The coding region runs from base 184 to 2547 and encodes 787 amino acids. The transcript is spliced from 5 exons. Gene Ontology annotation, molecular function: mechanosensitive monoatomic ion channel activity. Lineage: Eukaryota; Metazoa; Arthropoda; Insecta; Lepidoptera; Pieridae.